Scheffersomyces stipitis CBS 6054 is the source of this 1680-nucleotide messenger RNA. RefSeq names its product tRNA adenylyltransferase. Bases 1 to 1680 code for a protein of 559 amino acids. Gene Ontology annotation, molecular function: RNA binding; ATP:3'-cytidine-cytidine-tRNA adenylyltransferase activity. The record is from RefSeq and is a predicted model, not a curated record. Gene Ontology annotation, biological process: tRNA 3'-terminal CCA addition. NCBI's taxonomy places the organism in Eukaryota, Fungi, Ascomycota, Pichiomycetes, Serinales, Debaryomycetaceae. The transcript has a single exon.
AUGAAAAGACCGAUCCAAACCACCAUCACUCUCUCUGAGACAGAGGCCAAAAUCCAGAACUUGUUGGUGGAUUACUGUCGCCAUCACAGCGAGACAUAUCCCAACAAGUUUCCGCUUGAAUUGCGCAUCACAGGUGGCUGGGUCAGGGACAAGCUUUUGGGCAAUCAUAGCAAUGACAUCGACAUCGCUGUAAAUCACCAGUCUGGAGAGCAGUUUGCUUCCAAUUUGCACGAAUACUUGAGGGUGCACAAUCCAGAAUUGCAUCUCAAGGCCAUUCACACCAUUAAGAAGAACCCCGAGAAAUCAAAACACUUGGAGACAUGUACUACUAAACUCUUUGGUAUGGAUAUAGACUUUGUCAACUUAAGAUCAGAGGAGUAUUCUGACGAUAGCAGAGUACCGAUUAUCAAAUUUGGUACACCAGAAGAGGAUGCCUACAGGAGGGAUGCUACGCUCAACUCGCUAUUCUUCAACUUGAACAAGAACGAAAUUGAAGAUUUUACAGGCAAAGGUCUUCAGGAUUUACAAGAUGGGGUAUUGCGUACUCCCUUAGAGCCAUUGCAGACAUUCUUGGACGACCCAUUACGUGUGCUUCGUCUCAUUAGAUUUGCCAGUAGAUUCAAUUUCAUCGUAGAGCCAAAGACUUUAGAAGCGAUGACGAGUCCUGAGAUCAGAGAAUCCUUGACGACUAAGAUCUCCAAAGAGAGAAUCGAAGUCGAGUUGCUCAAGAUUUUCACCAGUAAGAAUCCAAGCUACGGGUUGCGGUUGAUCAACUAUGCCAAUUUGUAUAGCAGGAUCUUCAGCACUGAAGAGUUGGUAUUGGCUACGCCUGACGUAGUGACCAAGUUGAAAGCAUCUUGUGACGAAAUCAGUGACCAUGUUGCCCUAGCAGCCACUUUGCAUCCCAUCUUUGUAGACGUAGAAAGAACAAUUCAAAACCACUUUGGCAGGGAAUUCAAGCGGUUGUCGCUGAUUUACGAGUAUCAUAACCCGUUCUGGCUCGCUGUAAUUCUAUUUCCAUAUCGUGGUUUGCGGUGCAAGCAUCUCCCCAAAGACCGUGUGCCCUCUCCAGUAGCCAAGAUCUUGAUGAGAAAUGGUCUCAAGACUAAGAACUAUGACGUCGAUAUCGUCACCACCAUUACUGAUGAGUAUGUAGAGUCCCGUGAAAUCUUGGAUCGAUACUUUGCCAAUCCGAAACUUGUCAAGCGAUCUGAGAUGGGGAUGUACUUGAGAAAGUUCAAGUCGUUCGCUGAUUUAAACAUCUUUUUCAAUUGCUUUAUUGAUAUUAUGGAGAAUUUAAAGACUUUGGGUGUAUCCACCGUGGGACCAGUACCUGUUAUUCCUGACGACGUCAGACACCACCCCGAGUUCGUGUACACGAUCCAGAAGAUCACGAACAAAUACCUGGAUUUCUUGGAAUACAUUGAUGACGAAGGAUUGCUGGAUGCUGACAAGAUCAAACCUCUUAUCGAUGGUACUAGAUUGACCCAGGAAUUGGGAGUGAAACCAGGGCCCUGGGUGACGCUAGUGACAGAAGAGAUCUUGGUGUGGCAGCUUGAUAACCCGGACAAGGGAGCGGAUGAGUGUUUGGAAUAUAUCAGGGAUAUAGCACAGAGGUAUGUAGCUGAGGAACAGGCAAGAGUGGCAGAGUUGAAGGCAAAGAAGGGCAAGAAGAAAUAG